UUUUACUAUCGUAUCUGUCUGCUAGUUUUCUGUCAACUGUCUUAAUAAAAAAAUUUGUUAAGUUGUUUUGCUGCCUGUUUCUGAAAACGAUGGCUAUUUACAGUUUAUAUAUUCUUUCUAAAAGUGGAGGGUUGAUUUAUCAAUACGAUCACACUUCAAUCAAAGUAGAAGUGGAGAAAACUUUCAGUUAUCCCUUAGAUAUUCAGUUGACCGAGCAAAACAAACGUAUUGUUGUUGCUUACGGUCAGAAAGAUGGAAUUAAUGUUGGACACAAUCUUUUAGCAGUGAACGGAACCCAGCUGAAUGGAACAUCAAUAGAAGAUGGGCAAGAAGUGACUGCUUUUUUAGCUAAUGAAUCAAACUAUCCUGUCAGUCUGAAAUUUGGAAGGCCAAAGCUCAGCACUAAUGAAAAAAUAUUUUUGGCCAGCAUGUUUUAUCCAUUAUAUGCCAUUGCAAGCCAGCUAAGUCCUGAACUGAAGUCAUCUGGAAUUGAAGUUCUUGAAGCUGAUACAUUUAAGCUACAUUGCUUUCAGACAUUAACAGGUAUAAAAUUCCUCAUUGUUGCUGAACCAAAACAAAUGAAUGUAGAACAUCUUCUUCGAAGGGUAUAUGAACUUUAUGCUGAUUUUGCAUUAAAGAAUCCAUUUUAUUCCCUUGAAAUGCCAAUAAGAUGUGAACAGUUUGAGUCCAAUUUACAACUACUGCUAGAACAACAAGAGAAAAGUGGUGUUAAUACUGUUUAGUUUUUAUUAUCUCAGUGUAUGAAAUUUUGUGUUAAUAUUACAUCCAGUUGCUUCUA
Daphnia pulex (common water flea) is the source of this 799-nucleotide messenger RNA. It is a transcript of the gene Trs23, whose product is annotated as trafficking protein particle complex subunit 4-like. Gene Ontology annotation, cellular component: TRAPP complex. The record is from RefSeq and is a predicted model, not a curated record. Gene Ontology annotation, biological process: endoplasmic reticulum to Golgi vesicle-mediated transport. Lineage: Eukaryota; Metazoa; Arthropoda; Branchiopoda; Diplostraca; Daphniidae. The transcript is spliced from 3 exons. The coding region runs from base 90 to 743 and encodes 217 amino acids.